Messenger RNA from Kogia breviceps (pygmy sperm whale), 1606 nucleotides. RefSeq names its product mitochondrial ribosomal protein S5 (gene MRPS5). Gene Ontology annotation, biological process: translation. The record is from RefSeq and is a predicted model, not a curated record. NCBI's taxonomy places the organism in Eukaryota, Metazoa, Chordata, Mammalia, Artiodactyla, Physeteridae. Gene Ontology annotation, cellular component: ribosome. Gene Ontology annotation, molecular function: RNA binding; structural constituent of ribosome.
CCAGACAACCCCUCACUCGGGCCUGCGCUGCGGCGCGGCCCCCUGGCCUCGGAAAUUCAGUCUCGGGCCGAGGUCCGGCCGUUGGACUAGGAGCAGUUGCGGCAGGCGGUGGGAAGGCUGCCCGGGCUGAGGCGCUCGUGGGUGUCCACCAUGGCGGCGACGGUUCGAGCCGCGGGAAUUCUCCCUGUGCUGUGUGGCGCGUCAUCGGGUCAUUUAUGGUCCAGGCAACUUUACCUAAACAGCUUUCCAACAGCUUCCAUUUUGGCAUUGAAGACUGUUCCCAGCAAUGGCUCUUUGUCAUCUCCAGGAACCAGAGACAACCGUCAUUUUAUCAGCUUGACCCAUGCGCUACAGACACAGUGCCGUAUUUCUUCUCCCAGUAACUUGAUGGGCCAACAGUAUAGAUUCUAUAGUUUCUUCACUAAAUUGACAGCAGAUGAGCUGUGGAAAGGUGCCUUAGCAGAGACUGGUGCCGGAACAAGAAAAGGAAGAGGCAAAAGAACUAAGAAAAAGAAAAGAAAGGAUUUGAACAGGGGUCAGAACAUCGGUGAAGGGCGUUGUGGCUUCCUAUGGCCUGGUCUGAAUGUCCCUCUUAUGAGAAAUGGAGCUGUGCAGACCAUUUCCCAAAGAAGCAAGGAAGAGCAGGAGAAGGUAGAGGCGGAUAUGGUCCGGCAGAGAGAAGAGUGGGACUGGAAGAGGAAGAUGAAGGUUAAACGGGAGCGAGGAUGGAGCGGAAACACAUGGGGAGGCGUCAGUCUUGGCCCCCCUGACCCUGGUCCCAGUGGAGAAACAUAUGAUGAUUUCGAUACCAGAAUACUUGAGGUGAGGAAUGUUUUCAAUAUGACAGCAAAAGAGGGAAGAAAGAGAUCGGUCCGUGUCCUGGUUGCUGUGGGGAAUGGCAGAGGAGCUGCAGGUUUUGCCAUUGGGAAAGCCACUGAACGGGCAGAUGCCUUCAGAAAAGCAAAGAACAAGGCAGUUCACUAUUUGCAUUAUAUAGAACGCUAUGAAGACCAUACAAUAUACCAUGAUAUAUCUUUAACAUUUAAAAGGACGCAUAUCAAGAUGAAGAAACAACCCAGAGGCUAUGGCCUCCGCUGCCACCGGGCCAUCAUCACCAUCUGCCGGCUCAUUGGCAUCAAAGACAUGUAUGCCAAGGUCUCUGGCUCCAUCAACAUGCUUAACCUCACCCGGGGCCUCUUCCACGGGCUCUCCCGCCAGGAAACCCAUCAACAGCUGGCUGAUAAGAAGAGUCUCCACGUUGUGGAAUUCCGGGAGGAAUGUGGCCCUCUGCCCAUCGUGGUUGCCUCCCCCAAGGGGGCCUUGAGAAAGGAUCCGGAGCCGGAAGAUGAGGUUCCAGAUAUCAAACUGGACUGGGAAGAAGUGAGGGCCGCACAGGGUAUGAAGCGCUCUGUGUGGUCAAAUUUAAAGAGAGCCGCCACCUAGGCCUCCCUCUGGCCUGGCUCAGCCUGGCAUCUCUUGCUUCUGGCACCUGGGAGAGACUCAACCCUUCACACUUCGGAUUGUCACUUUUUUUUUUUUUUUUUUUUUAAAGGAGAGGCCAAGCUUACAUUUCUUUAUUUACAAAUAAAAAUAAUUAUAGAUUUAA